CAGAAGCGCCACCGCCAACUUCAGGUCUCGACACCCCGGGGCAAGAAGGCACGACGGAGGUCGAAGCGUCCAAAUCAAGUGCCUCAAUGUCGUUUCGGGCUGGCUCUGGGGGGGCAACGGGAGCGGCAUCCAGGCUCGGGAUUGUAUGGAGGAGAGCCCGGACGAAAUCUUUUCCUACACUGGGGGUGGAGUUGGCCCCAUUCGUUGGGUGGCACUUCCCGAGAAGUGCCUCAACGUGCAGAUGGGUGCGGACCACUGGGGCGCACGGAUCCAGAUCUGGGAUAGUUCGGAUAGCGACCUUGCAUUCCAGUUUGCGGUUCCGGAGGAGCGCCCAUUCGUUGGGCUGGCGGCGGUUUCGACAAGUGUCUCAAUGUUGACGGCACUGGAAAGCUCCAGCUUCAUGGGUGCUGGGAGGACAUGGCCUUCAUUCUUGAAAUGAAGUCGCAAUGCAACGUGGUGAGGCCCACCGAGCCGUCGUCUGGAUCCCUCGGCCCAGUCAUUCCAGUCGGCCACAGCCACGCGCCCAAGCCGACUGGGCCUUCGCCGAACGCGUGAAAACCAACGCCAGCACAUGCUGAAGUCCAUGUGACGUUGGGCCUGACCACUGUGUCGAACGCGGGCGAAUUGAACGUGGGCGACAUGGCGUGGAAGUUGGACAAGCGCAGAGAGGCGAGCGCGGAUGGCUUCGUGGUGGACGUGCGGUGGGGACUCAUAGAGCGCCAGCCCAAGGUGUACAAUUUCGACGCCUACAAGCAGCUCGUGCAGAUGGCAGGGCAGCGCGGCCUGGAGGUGCAGCUCGUGGCUUCCUUCCACCAGUGCGGCGGCAAUGUGGGCGACGACUGCUCCAUCCCCUCACCUGCCUCGGUCACGCAUCACGGUGACGUGGGGUUCAAGGACCAGCAUGGCAACCAGAACAAGGCAUGCAUAUCCACCUUGGCUGACGACGUGCCUCAGGAUGGCGGCCGCACGCCCCUGGACAUGUACGGUGAUUGGAUGGCCGCGCUUGCAAGAGCUUUCCAACACGAUCACGAAGAUCCAGGUGGGCAUGUGGCCCUGUGGCGACUUUCGGUGCCCGUCCUACCUCUUCAGCAACGGCUGGCAGUUCUGCGGCAUCGGUGAGUUCUAGUCAUGUGACAAGCAUGCGCUUGCAAACCUCAGCUUCCUUGGUCAGAGCAGGGGCUGGACUAUGCCUCCCUCCGAUGCGGAAACGUACAACUCCCCAGUCUGGAUACAGCAAAUUUUUCUUGGACUGUUAGUUACUUCGGCUCUCUGAAGACUCGCGGUGCGAACGCCUUGCGCAGAGCGGGUGCAGCUUUCCGAGGCAAGGUGGCCUUGACGGGGAAGGUGGCGGGAGUUCACUGGCGGUACGGCAGCGAAAGCCACGCAGCCGAGGUCAUGGCUGGAGGCUACAACACACAUCAGCGUGACGCGUGCAAGGAGAUCGCUGUCUUCGCCAGAACCGGCACGCAAGCCUCGACUUCACCUGCCUGGAGGUGCGUGACCACGAGCAGCCGUCGGAGUGCCAGAGCAAGCCCGAGGACCUCGUCGGCCAGGUCCAGAGGGCCCCCCAGUCCAGUGGCGUCCACUUCAACGGCGAGAGAAUGCGCUACCUCGCUACGAUUGGACCGCGUACGAGAAGAUCCUCGCCUGGAAGAGGAGCCUCCUGGCCUUCACGUAUUUGCGCCUCACACAUCAGUUAGUGAACGAAGGCUUCGACGCCUUCAAAGGCAUCGUUCACUGGAUGCACCAGGGGUAGUGACAGUGUGAGGCUGGCCGUGUUUGGAUCUCUUUCGGGUUUUGCAAUAACAGUGUGCUGUAUGCGCCGCGCUCCUGAUUUUGCUCGCGACGUCGCCCCUAGGAGACGGAAGGCAGGAGCAGCAUAAAGGACGUGCCCUUGCUCCUCCUCGGCCUCGAGACGAGCGGCACGGCAUCAGGUCUCACG
Prorocentrum cordatum is the source of this 1942-nucleotide messenger RNA. The record is from the annotation of a GenBank genome assembly. NCBI's taxonomy places the organism in Eukaryota, Dinophyceae, Prorocentrales, Prorocentraceae.